AUGAUAUGGAAAGAAGAAAGUGAUUAUCCGGAAAGCCCUGAUAUUGUCCUAAAAGAUGAACAUCAAACUUUCAAGUUUCAUAUCAUUAAAGAAGGCGUAUAUCUACCAAAGAAUAAACUUAAAUAUACUCGGCGCCCUGCAAAGUAUCCUAUACCCCAUAAUUAUGUUGUUCAAACUACGUAUUCAAAAAAAAAAUAUAUUGUUGAGUGCUUGAUAGUUUAUAUUGAUGAUAAACCAUUAUAUCAAAUAUACUUUGGAGAGUAUUUAGACAAGCUUGUAGAGUCAGAUCAGUCAACUUCACAUGCUGCACAGUUAUAUUAUGAGACUUUGUUUAAAGAUAUUCAAAACAAUGAACAAGCAGAAUCCAAAAGCAGACUCUCUGGACCACUUCUUUUUGGCUUAUGCUGUAAAAGUGUAGAGGAAGUUCGUAAAACAGUAACGUCAAAUGAGCUAGUACGAAUGAAACCAUUUAAUAAUUAUAGCACCUCAGCACAGUGCAAACAUAUAUUAGGUUUAGGAAAACGGAUGCUAGAAUUUGUAGAAGAAGAAAAAGAGAAUUUUUUUCAUCCAAAUGAUAACAUCGUUCUUAAACAAGCAAAGUUUGAAAUCAGUGAUCAUACAUAUAAUAUCAAUUAUGGAAAAAUCGAUGAACAACAAAUAGAAUUACAAACACAAGCUAUUGUAAAGUCAAUUGAUCUAAAUGAAAAAAUUCCCAUUAGUUUAGUCGAUAUUGAUCAGCUAACCAGUUUUGAACCAAUCACUGAGGAGUCUGAUAUUACAGAUCCAAUCAUAGUUUCUAACGUCAUUGCAUCUAUUGGUAAAGGUAGACAAAGACGAAUUACAGACAUACUUAACUAUAUAGUUCCAUUUUAUAUUCAAAGAGAGGUUUUAAACCCUGGAUCUACCUUACAUUUACGUAUAUCCGGAGAUGGCCGGAACGUCGGCAAAAAAGUUAAGCAUGUUAUGGUUACUGUUGCACUUUUAAAUAGUUUAGUCAAAUUGCAUAAACCAGAAUCACACUAUACGUUAGUUUUAUUCCCCAGUAUGGAAAAUUAUUAUUCACUUCAAAAUACGCUAGCACCUUUGAUAUCAGACUUACGAUUUUUAAAUGAACAUGGAUUUUAUGAAGUUGGAGGAAGAUAUUGGAAUGUCGAGUUAUAUUUUAGCUCAGACUGGAAGUUCCUAGCUAUUUGUCUAGGAAUGAAUGCAGCAAACUCCAAUUUAUAUGCUAUGUUAAGAAUAAGUGACAGACUCUGGGAAUUAUUUUUAUCAGACCUUCAACGUGGUGGUCAAUUAAAUGAAAAUUUGCAAAAUUUGAUUUUAACUGAAAUGAAAAGGCUACGAAUUAAUCAUUUUCAUUUUUGGAUUGAAAAUACAACACAAAGUUCAUCUUAUACAUCAUUAAUGGGUCCCGAUAAACUUAAUAUUUUGGAAAAUUUUGGUUUUACUAAUUUUAUAUCAAAGAAAUUUUCUCAAGAACGUGCUAUUAAACUUCGCCAACUCUGGACCGGCUUUUUUGAAUUAUACAAGAUGAUGACGCUACCGAAUAUAACAGGAUCAGAAUUUAAAGUUAAAGCAGAAUCAUAG
Scutellospora calospora is the source of this 1587-nucleotide messenger RNA. Lineage: Eukaryota; Fungi; Glomeromycota; Glomeromycetes; Diversisporales; Gigasporaceae. The record is from the annotation of a GenBank genome assembly.